AAUUCAGUAUUGAGAUGAAAUCUACUAAUGGCAAAAAAAAUAUUAAUAUAAACCAGAGAUGUUGCAAAAUUUGUGGUUUGAUUGGUUAUAAUGCACCAACAUGUAAAGAUCUUGAAGAAUCUUAUGUCUUUAGAAUAGAAGAGACUAAUUACACAGAAGAUAUUAGUCUAAAUAG
This is a messenger RNA of Racocetra persica, 175 nucleotides long. Lineage: Eukaryota; Fungi; Glomeromycota; Glomeromycetes; Diversisporales; Gigasporaceae. The record is from the annotation of a GenBank genome assembly.